Molecule: messenger RNA, 2265 nt
Organism: Doryrhamphus excisus (bluestripe pipefish)
Lineage: Eukaryota; Metazoa; Chordata; Actinopteri; Syngnathiformes; Syngnathidae
Gene: ubxn2a
Product: UBX domain protein 2A
Biological process (GO): autophagosome assembly; nuclear membrane reassembly; membrane fusion
Cellular component (GO): nucleus; cytosol
Molecular function (GO): ubiquitin binding
Source: RefSeq, a predicted model, not a curated record
CUACUGGCCUAGUCAGAUGCAGACCCCGAAUUCAAACACAGCCUUCAACUGCCUGGGAGGACGCAGAGGAAUCGUUACGACAGUACAAGCCGAUUUACGUUGCUGCUGCCUGAUGUCAGAGUUGCUGCCGUAAACGAGUGCGGUUGAUGAGGAUGUGUGGAGCUGCUAAUCAGCCGACAAAAUACUGAUGGACAACACAAGACGACAUGAUACACAAUGAUGUCGAGAAUGAUGACAGUUGGGUUGGCAGUGAUGACAAUGAAGAGGAGGCACCGAUGAGAUGUAGUUUCUCAGUAGAAGACCUCCUGGACGAGGUGGAGAAGAUCUGUUAUGAUGCACCAGGGACAUCUAAGGUUGAAAUGGUGGUGCGCCUCUGGAAGGACGGCUUCACCGUCAACGACCAGGAGUUCCGCAGCUACUCCAUACCUGAAAACCAGCAGUUCCUGGACGCCAUCAAGAGAGGGGAGCUUCCGACGGAGUGGGAGAGCCGAGCCGAGGAGGAGGAGCUGGAGGUCAACGUGGAAGACCUGACAGAGGAAGCAUACGUUCCCAGGAAGAAGGUUUUCCACCCUUUCAGCGGGAGAGGAUACCGGCUUGGGAGCGUGGCCCCCAGAGUCGUGGCCAGGUCGCCAUCUGUGCACGAGGACGGAGAAUCUCCUCCUAUCCCCAUGGUAACGCUGGACCACACCCUCCCUGUGACCUCGUUACAGAUCUGGUUAGCCGAUGGGAGGAGAUUGGUGCAGAGGUUCAACCUGUCACAUCGGAUCGUGGAUGUUCAAGACUUUGUGUCGCGCUGCCAGAGGAGCUGCCCGCCUUUCAUCCUGACCACGUCUCUUCCCGUGCGGGAGCUUAGCGACAAAGACCUGAGCCUCCAGGAAGCGGAUUUGGCCAACGCCGUCAUCGUCCAGCGGCCCCUGGAGACACAGGCGCCCUUCGGACACUCCUGACCGUCACCAUCGUUCCUCUGAUUCCCUUGUGAACUUUCACCUUUCUUUCAUCCACCUGUCAUUGGUGCUGUGGGUCAUAAAGUGAACACCAUUGCCUUCAUCCAAUCAAAACCACUGAUGGCUUCAGUCGUCAUCAGAUAUUCACCACCAUUCAGUAUGUAAAACAGAGAUGCUUUCUUACUGAUAUCACAUAUACCGAUAUUGUCCAGCGCUUUACUGAUAUCGAUAACAGAUAGCAAUAUUAGCAGCCUGGAAUGAACACAUCAUGCUUGUUUACUGUGAUGCCACAGGAUGCAUUAAAUAAACACUAUGUUAACACUAAAUUAAUAAACACUAUAUGUGCAAAAUAAGACAAAGAAUACAAUAUGCAAUGUCAUUUAUAGUAAAAGUGACAUUUUUUUUCAUUUUAUCUCAACAGUCAUUACAGAAAUAAUAAACAAACCUAAUAUCUACACCAAAGAUGCAGUUUUGUGCUUCCAGGUGUGGUAUCGGUGUGUUCCCCAGGUGUGGUAUCAGUGUGCUUCCCAUAGGUGUGGUAUCAGUGUUUACCACAGAUGUGGUAUCAGUGUGCUUCCAGGCAUGGUGUCAGUGUGUUCCCCAGGUGUGGUAUCGGUAUGCUUUCAGGUGUGGUAUCGGUGUGCUUCCCAUAGGUGUGGUAUCGGUGUGCUUCCCAUAGGUGUGGUAUCAGUGUGCUUCCCAUAGGUGUGGUAUCAGUGUGUUCCCCAGGUUUGGUAUCAGUGUCCUUCUAGGUGUGGUAUCAGUGUGCUUCCAGGUGUGGUAUCCAUGUGCUUCCAGGCGUGGUAUGAGUGUGAUUCCAGGUGUGGUAUCAGUAUGCUUCCAGGUGUGGUAUCAGUGUGCUUCCAGGUGUGGUGUUAGUAUGCUUCCAGGCGUGGUAUCAGUGUGAUUCCAGGCAUGGUAUCAGUAUGCUUCCAGGCGUGGUGUCAGUAUGCUUCCAGGUGUGAUAUCAGUGUGCUUCCAGGUGUGGUAUCAGUCUGCUACCAGUUGUGAUAUCAGUGUGCUUCCAGGUGUGGUAUCAGUGUGCUUCCAGGUGUGGUAUCAGUGUUCUUCCAGGUGUGGUAUCAGUAUCCUUCCGGGCGUGGUAUCAUUGUGCUUCCAGGCGUGGUAUCAGUAUGCUUCCAGGCGUGGUAUCAGUGUGCUUCUAGGCGUGGUAUCAGUAUGCUUCCAUGCAUGGUAUCAGUAUGCUUCCAGGCGUGGUAUCACUGUGUUCCCCAGGUGUGGUAUCGGUGGUGCCAGACAUCAUUCCCAAGGAAGAAGUGGAUGAUCAUGAUGAUGAUCAUGAAGGUUGUGUGCUGUGGGU